AUGUUCUUCAAUGCUGGAGUGGGGUUGGAGAGUCAGGCUGCGUUGGAAGAAAUAUUGGGCUUUCGCAAGGUAAAUUCUUUUAAAAGGUAUCUUGGUAUGCCAACUAUGGUAGGGCGCUCUAAAAAACCCAUCUUCGCUUUUCUUCGUGAUCGGCUUCACAAAAUAAUUUUGGGGUGGAAAGAAAGAUUUUUAUCUAAGGCGGGAAGAGAAGUUCUUAUCAACUCGAUUGCCCAAUCUAUCCCCACCUAUAUCAUGAGUUGCUUCGCCCUCCCGAUCUCGUUUUGUAAUGAAAUGAGAAGCAUUAUUUCGAAAUUUGGUGGAGCGGCUAAGCAAGCGCGGAAGUUUCUACAAAACCCCAACUCAUUGUGUGCUAGAGUUCUUAAGGCGAAAUAUCAUCCGAAUAUGGGCUUUGCUCAGGCGGGGCCGCGUCGGCGUGCUAGCUUCAUAUGGCAGAGUAUCAUGAAGGGCAAAAGGGUUCUAGAUUCUGGGUUUGCUUGGCGGAUUGGGAAUGGGGAAUUUGUGAAAGCUUUGGAGGAUAACUGGAUUACGUCUGCAACAUUCAUGCAGCCCGUUGGCAAGUCGAAUGUUACUACGGAUUCCUUGGUGAGUUAUUUUAUCGAUAACGGUCGAUGGGACGAGGUGAAGCUUUCCAAUUCGUUCCUUCCUACUGAUGUGGCUAACAUCAUCAAGAUCCCUCUUAGUAGAAGACUACCUCCGGAUAAGUUAUUCUGGUUCCCUAACAAGAACGGCUAUUACUCUGUGAAGUCGGGAUACUACCAAGCGUGUAAGCUGCUGAAUAGAAACCAAGCCUCGUCAUCUACGCAAACAACAGGCUCUGAUAUUUGGGGUAAAAUCUGGCGGUGUCCGGUUCCGCCCAAGGUGAGGCAUUUCCUUUGGUGA
This is a messenger RNA of Mercurialis annua (annual mercury), 900 nucleotides long. RefSeq lists its product as uncharacterized. NCBI's taxonomy places the organism in Eukaryota, Viridiplantae, Streptophyta, Magnoliopsida, Malpighiales, Euphorbiaceae. The transcript is spliced from 2 exons. The record is from RefSeq and is a predicted model, not a curated record. Bases 1 to 900 code for a protein of 299 amino acids.